AAAACCUGGUUCUUCCCAUGAGAAAUGGCCGUUGUGGCCAGAAGUAUAAACCUGUUGACUACGAACAUCUCUAUGGACUUGCUGCGGCAGAAAAAAUGGCGUCUGCAAAAGCUGAAUUACAGCUUAAAAAAAUGGAGCAGGUUUCCAAAACUAAGAGAGAGCAACUGCUGCUGAAGCAGCACCGGCAGGUGUGGCGGCAGGAGCACGGCAGGCUGAGCGAGAGCAGGCAAAAAGCAGAAGCAGAAAUAAAGAUUUUUCUUGAUGAAGAAAGUCAUAAGCACAACUAUUUCUUGGAUGUGAGGGAUUUGGAGCAUCAGUUAUCAAAGGAGCGGGAUGCAUACCAAACAAAUACUGUGGUUCCUGUCUGGCAGCUAAGAGAGGAUUUGAAAUUCAAGCUGUGUGAAUGGCAGCGGUGCCUCUCGGCAGAGGCUCGUCUGAAUUCUGAGAUCAAUCCAGUCGAGAUGUUACAGCAGAUCACCCUUGUGAAGAAGCAGCAGAAGGCUAUUUUGGAAUCCCUUACCCAUGAAAGUCUGGCUUUGGAAAGAGAGCUUGAAGACUAUAAAACAAAAGCAUUAGCAGAUCCUUCUGAAGAGAAAAAUGGACUUUUCCUUGAAGUUCCUUCAGCACUACUGUCUUUGGAAUGCCCCUACCCUGAGCUGAAGACCGUGGUGAUCACUGAAUACCAGAAGCUUGCAAGUGGGUACUGGGCUAAGCUUCAGGAGGUUGAUGAGCAGUUAAAGAUGCUGCGUAGGAACUCCGGCUGGAAGGAAGAGGACCAGUGGGUUUUUCAGACUGUUGUCAGUCAGUAUCCGAGUGGUCUCCAGAGGCGGCGGACUUUGUACCUCGACGUGCUGCAGAGAUACCUUCCCCACAAAUCUAGGCACGAUCUGGUUGUUCAUGAGAAAGCUCGGGAUCGUUACCGUUCCGUUAGGAAUCAGCGCAGAGUCUUGAUGCUGAAUUGGGCUCAAGCUAGGAAAGCCUUCUUGCUGAAGGCAGAGGCGACUGUUGCGGAAGCCUCCGCUGCUCAUGAGGCAGAAGCAGAGCUGGCUGAUUCCAGACAGAAGCAACAGGAGAUCUGUGCUGAUCUGAAAGCAAAGGUUCUACAGUGGAAAGCACAGCAGGAAGAGGCUGCGGAACUAGAGGCUGCUGCAGCUGCCAGAAGAAGAGAAGAGAGAGAGGAGAAAGAAAGGCUGCAGAAAACCCGGGAAAGGAUCCGCAGAGCUCAGGAGAGACAGAAAGUGAAACAGUACCGGGCUGAGAAACAGCUCAAGUGGCAGGAGCAGGAGGAGAGAGACCUGCAACGUCUGGAGGAAUUAAGAAAAUUAAUGGCUGAGCAAGCAGUUAAAGACAGAGAAAGGUGA
Eurypyga helias (sunbittern) is the source of this 1361-nucleotide messenger RNA. It is a transcript of the gene CCDC148, whose product is annotated as coiled-coil domain containing 148. NCBI's taxonomy places the organism in Eukaryota, Metazoa, Chordata, Aves, Eurypygiformes, Eurypygidae. The record is from RefSeq and is a predicted model, not a curated record. The annotation marks the transcript as partial. The transcript has 10 exons.